This is a messenger RNA of Cucurbita maxima (winter squash), 2975 nucleotides long. Its product is annotated as isoamylase 1, chloroplastic. The coding region runs from base 357 to 2786 and encodes 809 amino acids. The transcript has 18 exons. Gene Ontology annotation, biological process: carbohydrate metabolic process. The record is from RefSeq and is a predicted model, not a curated record. Gene Ontology annotation, molecular function: hydrolase activity, hydrolyzing O-glycosyl compounds. NCBI's taxonomy places the organism in Eukaryota, Viridiplantae, Streptophyta, Magnoliopsida, Cucurbitales, Cucurbitaceae.
ACGGAGAUAUUUUGAGGUUCAGAAAUAUUUUGCGAGAGGAGAGCGAGGAGUCGGAAUAAUUUCCCCCCAAGAAAAUGUCAAUACGCCAAAUCAACGGUGGCGCGUAACAUCGGAGCCUUUACAAUCCGUCCCAUCUCUUACCACAUGCGUCCAUGGACGAAAACGAUGGCUGUGGACCCAACUUCUCUGAAAAGAACGGCAAUGGCAGAAGCAACGAGUUCCCUGUUUGUUCACUUCCAUUGUUAACUACAGCAACGCUUUGAAUAAGAGCUCAUACCUUUUCACUUUUCACCUAGCUAAGUUUUGAUUCCUCGUUAACUCUCCAUGAACAUGCGAUGAGGUUACUUCUAUGAACAAUGGAGCUGGUUACUCGGAGUGCAUCGUUGUCUUCAUCUGUUUCCUUUCUGCGUACUUCAAAUUCGAGUUUUCCCGAAUUUCGACGCCGUAGUUCGAAGCGCAAUGUAAUUCCAAUUCGGAGGAGAAGUGAUAUCCAUUUGGAUUUGGAUGUUGAUUGGAUUCAUUCUAGGAUCAAUGUAUCGGAGACUAGAGCGAGUAGUCGUGGAGCAGAGGUGAGAACUUCAGUCACCAUGGCGGAAGAGGUGGAGAUUUCCAAUUCGAAUCGUUUUGAAGUUUUUGAGGGCACUCCGACUCCUUUCGGUGCCACAGCUAGAGACGGCGGGAUUAAUUUCGCCAUCUAUUCUGGCAAUGCGGUUUCAGCUACUCUGUGUUUGAUAAAUCUUUUUGAUCUGCAGAAGAAGAGAGUGGCCCAGGAGAUCACUCUUGAUCCCUUAACUAAUAGGACUGGGGAUGUCUGGCAUGUAUUUCUGAAGGGAGAUUUUACCGAUAUGCUAUAUGGGUACAAAUUUGGUGGGAAAUUUUCACCUCAGGAAGGAUGCUACUUUGACCCUUCUCGGAUUUUGUUGGAUCCAUAUGCUAAAGCCGUUAUUAGCAGAGAGGAGUUUGGUGCCUUGGGACCCGAUGACAACUGCUGGCCCCAAAUGGCUGGCAUGGUACCCACCGUUGAUGAUGAGUUUGAUUGGGAAGGGGAUUUACCUCUGCAACACCCACAAAAGGAUCUUAUAAUAUAUGAAAUGCAUGUACGGGGGUUCACCAGGCAUGAAUCAAGUCAAUCAGGAUCUCCUGGCACCUAUCUUGGUCUAGUUGACAAGUUAGAUUACUUGAAGGAACUUGGGGUCAACUGUAUAGAGUUAAUGCCAUGCCAUGAAUUCAAUGAGUUGGAAUACUACAGCUACAACUCUGUCUUGGGUGACUAUAAGGUGAAUUUUUGGGGAUAUUCAACAGUCGGUUUCCUGUCACCAAUGAUAAGAUAUUCUUCUGCCGGCAUUCGAAAUUGUGGCCAGGAUGCUAUAAAUGAAUUCAAGCUUCUCAUUAAAGAAGCUCAUAAACGUGGAAUUGAGGUGAUCAUGGAUGUAGUUUUUAAUCACACGGCUGAAGGGAAUGAAAAUGGCCCAAUUUUUUCUUUCAGAGGUGUUGAUAAUAAUGUGUAUUACAUGCUUGCUCCAAUGGGAGAGUUUUAUAAUUAUUCAGGAUGUGGAAACACAUUUAACUGCAAUCAUCCAGCUGUACGUAGAUUUAUUGUGGACUGCUUGAGAUAUUGGGUGAUAGAAAUGCACGUGGAUGGGUUUCGCUUUGAUCUUGCUUCUAUAAUGACCAGAGGUAGCAGUCUCUGGGAUGCAGUAAACGUGUACGGAAAUCCAAUAGAAGGUGACACACUCACAACUGGUUCUCCUCUUGGCAAUCCUCCAUUAAUUGACAUGAUAAGUAAUGACCCAAUACUUCAAGGAGUGAAGCUCAUUGCAGAAGCAUGGGAUGCUGGGGGCCUCUACCAAGUUGGUACAUUUCCUCACUGGUGUGUUUGGUCUGAAUGGAAUGGGAAGUACCGAGACAUUGUACGGCAGUUCAUCAAAGGCACAGAUGGAUUUUCUGGAGCUUUUGCUGAAUGCCUUUGCGGGAGUCCUAAUCUUUACCAGGGAGGAGGAAGGAAACCGUGGAAUAGUAUCAACUUUAUUUGUGCACACGACGGUUUCACUUUGGCUGAUUUAGUGACGUACAAUAGUAAACAUAACUUAGCAAAUGGUGAAGACAACAAUGACGGUGAAAACCAUAAUAAUAGCUGGAACUGUGGACAGGAGGGAGAGUUUGUUAGCAUCUCUGUAAAGAAAUUGAGGAAAAGACAGAUGCGAAACUUCUUUGUCUGCCUCAUGGUUUCCCAAGGCGUCCCAAUGAUAUAUAUGGGUGAUGAAUAUGGCCACACAAAGGGGGGGAACAACAACACGUAUUGCCAUGAUAACUAUAUCAAUUAUUUCCUCUGGGAUAAGAUGGAAGAGUCAUCCUCUGACUUCCAUAGGUUUUGCAGACUUAUGACCACAUUCCGCUACGAAUGCGAGUCACUGGGCUUAAAUGAUUUCCCCACAGCUCAGAGACUACAAUGGCAUGGCCAUUCUCCUGGAAACCCCGACUGGUCUGAAGCAAGCCGUUUUGUCGCCUUUACUCUGGUCGAUUCAGUGAAACGAGAAAUUUACAUAGCCUUCAAUGCUAGUCAUUUACCUGUCACCGUGACAUUGCCCGAGAGACUUGGAUAUCGAUGGGAACCAUUGGUGGACACAGGUAAGAUUUCACCAUUCGACUUCCUCACAAGCGACCUUGAAGAAAGAGAUGUAGCAAUUCAACAGUACGCUCACUUCCUCGACGCAAAUCUUUACCCCAUGCUUAGUUAUUCGUCCAUCAUUCUUCUCCUCUUUCCAGAAAAACAUGCAUCAACCUGAUAAUCUUCAUAUCACAUGUCCCUUUCAAUAAUUCUUCCUCUGAUAUGUGCAUGUGAAUAUUUUACAUAUACAUACACAGUGGGAUAGAGAUGGAUGCCUGUGAUAUUCAUUUCCUCACAUGACCUUCAUCUUUGAAUAAAAACACGGUUGGGACUGGAACUCAGUAAAAACUUACAAAGCUACCAAUGA